Diospyros lotus (date-plum) is the source of this 905-nucleotide messenger RNA. RefSeq names its product sm-like protein LSM8. Bases 352 to 648 code for a protein of 98 amino acids. Gene Ontology annotation, biological process: mRNA splicing, via spliceosome. Gene Ontology annotation, molecular function: RNA binding. The transcript has 6 exons. The record is from RefSeq and is a predicted model, not a curated record. Gene Ontology annotation, cellular component: precatalytic spliceosome; U4/U6 x U5 tri-snRNP complex; U6 snRNP. NCBI's taxonomy places the organism in Eukaryota, Viridiplantae, Streptophyta, Magnoliopsida, Ericales, Ebenaceae.
CCCCAAAGCCCUAACCCAUAAUUCAAUUCGUGCAAUCAGUUUCUCUUCUCGCUUCUCCCUCGCAGCCUCUACUGUCCGUUAUCUUUGGCGUCCAUCAUCUCCGGCGGCAGUGUGCAUCACCGGUGUCCCUCGUCCGUCGCCGCUCAUCUUCGUCGCUCCGUUCGCCCUGUCAUAUCCGGCGUCACAGCGUCACAUCACCUCCGGCGUCCACAUCUCCGUCUUCUUUGCUGCAGCUUCUCGCCGGGGUCACAGCGUUCCCGCUCCGGCGUCACAACAAUUCAGAACUGAGAGGGGAGUUGUGACCAUCAGUCCGGUAAAGCAUAAGAAAGUGGGUCUGUUGAAUUGUACACAAUGUCAAGUGGGCCUGGUCUUGAAUCUCUUGUAGAUCAAACCAUUUCUGUCAUUACAAAUGACGGACGCAACAUAGUGGGAGUGUUAAAAGGUUUUGAUCAGGCUACAAAUUUAAUUCUUGAUGAAUCUCAUGAACGUGUCUACUCUACCAAGGAAGGAGUCCAGCAACUCGUGCUUGGACUCUACAUCAUUAGAGGCGACAACAUAAGCAUUGUGGGAGAGCUUGAUGAAGAACUAGAUGCCAGCCUGGAUUUGUCAAAACUGAGGGCGCAUCCUCUAAAGCCUGUUGUCCAUUAGUGAGCAAUCCGAGGAGUUUGAUGUUGUAAGGGAUGAAUGUAAUUGGGUUCAAUCUAGAAAGAAAGAAUGAUUUUGAGUUAGAAUGAGUUUUGAGUUUGAGUUUGAGUUUGAUGACAGGAAACUGAUAUGUGCUUAGUGGAUUUUGUAGAAGGUUCCUUCCUAGAAACUAAGGUCUGCAAAUGCUAUUAUUGUCUCAAUCUCAAAUACCAGAUCAGAUAGAUGCCUCCUUACAACUUUCAUUGUUUCCUAUUCAUUUU